This is a messenger RNA of Pieris macdunnoughi, 285 nucleotides long. The record is from the annotation of a GenBank genome assembly. Lineage: Eukaryota; Metazoa; Arthropoda; Insecta; Lepidoptera; Pieridae.
AUGGCAGCACACUCGCAAGCCACUGGGCAUACAGAUAUCGAAUAUAUAUCGUUGAGAAGAGGGAAAAGAGUAUUUCAAUUAGUAAAAAUGAAUGGAUAUACAUAUUCAAAAAAUACCGGAAAAUGUGGACCGGGCAACCUAUGGCUUUGUUCAAAAUACAAACGAGGAAAGUGUCCAGCAAAGUUCCGAGUUAUUGGCGAUAAAGUAAUUUAUUAUACUGUAAAUCACACACAUCAACCACCCGUACUUAAAAAAGCUUUGGAUGGCGUUUAUCAAAUAUACUGA